Molecule: messenger RNA, 501 nt
Organism: Ostertagia ostertagi
Lineage: Eukaryota; Metazoa; Nematoda; Chromadorea; Rhabditida; Trichostrongylidae
Source: the annotation of a GenBank genome assembly
AUGCUUGAAGACUGUGAUCCUACUGGUGAUACUCCUGAUCCGCCAGAGCUGGCUAGAAUUGAACAAGCAUCUCGUGCACAAGCUCCGCUGAUUGACGCUCGAUUAGCAGCCAUUGAUGCGCAAGUGAAUGCUCUUUCUCAGGUUGAUAUGGCGAUACGAGAUGUUCUAGCGUUAUAUGACGAGGCUGUGCAAAAAGCCCAUUACCAGGCUUACCAACCUCCUCCCGUUAUGAACGCCCCAGGAGUAGCGAUGCCCCAACCUAACCCUGGAAUGCCGCCAAAUGCUGCAGUGAACUACCCUCCGAAUUCGUCGCAAGUCCAGCCCGUCUAUCAAGCGCCCUACGCGAACGGCCCUGCUCAAGCUCAGCCGUUACCUAAUGUCCUUCCACGACCCGACGCACAGCCGGCUUAUGCAUAUAAUGCAGUUCCGCAAGGAGGAUACCAGCAACCACAAGUCCAACCUGAUUGGAACGCUGUGCAACACCAUGCUCAAAAUUACUAA